Melampsora larici-populina 98AG31 is the source of this 948-nucleotide messenger RNA. RefSeq lists its product as uncharacterized. The transcript has 4 exons. The record is from RefSeq and is a predicted model, not a curated record. Lineage: Eukaryota; Fungi; Basidiomycota; Pucciniomycetes; Pucciniales; Melampsoraceae. The coding region runs from base 1 to 948 and encodes 315 amino acids.
AUGUCUACUAUCUAUCAGGAUUGUCCAUAUUUUCCUGAAUUAGCGGAGUACGUUCAAGCAGUGGCUGGGGCUUCACUUCAAAUCUCACGCGAACUACGUGAAGGACGAGCCGAUAUCGGUAUGGUUUGGGAUGGCGGUCGGCAUCAUGCCCAACAAGCAAAGGCAUCCGGUUUUUGCUAUGUCAAUGACAUUGUUUUAGCAAUCAUGGAACUUCGUCGGCCACCAAUAGACAAGACUCAAACUAAGAUUGAUCGAGUUUUGUAUCUUGAUUUAGAUGUUCAUCAUGGUGAUGGCGUAGAGAUGGCUUUUCAUUCAACUUCACGCGUCUUGACUGUCUCAAUUCACUGUCAUGAUCCAGAAGGUGGAUUUUAUCCGCUUACAGGCAGUUCUUCUGACUCAGGUCCCUCCCCUCCUUCACCUGCUUCCUCGCAUGCACUCAACAUUCCUAUCUCGAGCCCUGGUCAACUUACUCAUGUCUCUUCACAAUUCCUUCUACCCAUCAUCAAUCUCUAUAAGCCGGACGCUGUAGUGGUACAAUGUGGAGUAGAUGGAUUGGCUGGUGAUCCGAUAGGUGGGUCUCAUUGGGGACUUGGGCUUGAAGAGAUGGGAAAUUGCUUGAACGAUAUCAUUCGUCAAUCUAGGUUGAUAAAGUGUAAAGUUUUGCUAUUGGGAGGAGGAGGUUAUCGUCGUGCAAAUGCAGCUAGGGCAUGGGCUUACUUCACAUCCAUUGCUCUUGCACGAACUUGUUCAUUGAGUACAGAUAUUCCCUCAGAAGUUGAUAUCUAUAUGGAAUAUGGUCCUUCCUUUACUCUUGAUGUCCCUGCUCUUCAUUCAUCAAAAUUCCUUUCAAGCACCAAAAGUGAUGAAGAGUUUCAAAAAACAUGUUCUUCAAUCAAACCACAUUUGGAAAUAUUGGAGGCCAGAUACACCAAGUUGGAGCUCAAAUGA